This is a messenger RNA of Morus notabilis, 792 nucleotides long. RefSeq lists its product as uncharacterized. Lineage: Eukaryota; Viridiplantae; Streptophyta; Magnoliopsida; Rosales; Moraceae. The record is from RefSeq and is a predicted model, not a curated record. The coding region runs from base 111 to 650 and encodes 179 amino acids. The transcript is spliced from 2 exons.
UGGACAUUGGUUUUGCAUUGUUUUGCCCCAAACUACGGCAGCAGAGAGGGGGGAGAGAGAGAGAGAGAGAGAGAGAGAGAGGAGAGAGAGUGGUAGCAGUCAGAUGAGCCAUGGCUACCACCACCACAUCCAUAUCUCUAUCCCCGCCAGAUUUCCAUAUCCUCUCCACCUUAGACCCAAAACCGCACUUACUUCUUAGAACCCAGAAAUCUUCUAUCUCACUCUCUUCUCCAACGUCGAGAAUAUCAUCCAAAAGAGCCACUAUUUUCCACAACCCACUUCACAAAAUCAAACAAAAAACCACCCCAAUUUGGAGAAUUCACGCCACAGCCUCAGCUGAAGCACCACCUUUAGAAUCCACCGCCCCACUCGACACUUCCCAGCAGAUCGUCUCAAGUGGAGACGACAAUGCUUCCCUCGUCAUUUCUGCUCUUCUCAUCGUUGGCUUCGUCGGUUUGUCUAUUCUCACCGUUGGGGUUAUCUACUUAGGAGUGACGGACUUCUUGCAGAAGAGGGAGAGGGAAAAGUUUGAGAAAGAAGAGGAGGCAGCUGGGAAGAAGAAGAGUGGGAAAAAGAAGAAGGUGAGAGCGAGAGCUGGGCCUAGGGGAUUCGGCCAAAAGGUUGAUGAGGAAACUGAGUUUGAUGAUUAGAAAAUGAAUAUAUUUCCACUUAAUCAGCUUUUUUCUUUAAAUCCGUUUGUGAAUGUAAUUGAGGCUUCUAAACUGCCAAGAAUUCUGGUUGUUUUUCAUGGCAUUAGUGAGAAUUCAAAUGAUAAAGUUAAAAAGGCCUGCA